AUGAUUAUGUCCCCGGCCUCGAGCCCAUCUUCCAUGAUGACCCCAGAGUCGGAUACAGGAAGCCCUCUAUCCAUGUCGCCCUCUAUCCACGUCUACGACCCUCGGGCUGUAAUCCGUCAGCUACUGGAAAAGUACACCAAGGAAGACCUGAACCGAUUAGUGGAGGAGGAGUCGUGUGUAAGCCCAUCCGUACAAGGUCAGCUCCCGGAAGGAGGAUUCACCGGGCCCCUUUUUGGCCCGGACAGAGACGGAAUACAGAGUCGGACCACGCAUCAAAGCCAAGGCCCGAGGCCCGGCCGCUCGCUCUCAAGCAACGCAGCGUCACACAGGUCACGGCGGCAAUCUACGGCGGAGCGUGGAAGCGCAGUUGUUCCCAUGGCCCAAAGGCUCGACUACGCCUGUGGGUUCUGCGCAGAGGAGAACAUCCGAAAGACUUGCACUCGCCGAAAUGACCUCCGACGACACAUCGAGAACUUCCACAAUAGCAACGCCAUGUGGUUCUGCCAGCACCCCGGGUGCAGAAUGGCCUACGACUGGCAAACGGCCUACCAGAACCAUCUUCGAACGGCGCAUGGGCGAUCGCACAUGAACGUUGACGAGGCCAAGGUGAGGCUGUGCCCCCAGACAGUAUUCGCUUGCGGGUUCGAGAACUGCACCCAGGUAUUCGAGGCACCCAACGAAGACGACACCGCGGCAACGCUGAAGGAGUACUCGGGCCACAUCGUCAAGCACUUCGAGGAAGGGUCCAACGGCGGCCGCUGGACCUACUCCGCCAGAAUCCGCAACCUGCUGCGGCAGCACCAAGUCUCGGCGUUUUGGGACAAGGCAUGGCCGGACAUGGAGAGGCCUCAGCUCGAAUGGGAGCCGCAGUCGAGCAUGGCCGCUCGGAAGACCCUCGAGGCCGCCCACCUCGAGAACCUGCCCUUCUUGAUCCGUUCCAUCAUCAUGCUGGGAUCCAGCCCCGGGGACUUCGGCAGCCUUGAAGGCGAGCUCGAGCCGCCGGUGAGGAGGAGGUGCCCCAAGGCUCAGUUCCAGCACAGGCUGUCGUUUGAAGCCCACGCGCGGAGCCCACAGCUUGCCGCGGAACGGGACAGCAUGAGCCAGUUCGAGGUCUCUGGCGGCAUCGGGGUCGAGUAUGGGCCGUACGCCAACAUCCAGCCGGGCUACCAUGUGCCUCGCUCGAUCGAGCUCUUCGCCAACGGUGCUGAGCAGACCGUGGGCCAGGGUCAAGUCCAGUUCGCCGACGCCGCCGCAGCAUCCUUGCACCCGUUGACUCCGUCGCAGUUGUUCUACCAAGGGGCAGCAGAAUCGGCCUUGUACGGUCCGUCCUCCUCGCAGAUGAUGUCCACGGCCUUGACGCCACAUCGCAUUGCUGUAGGACAAGACGCCGAGCCGGUCGCGAGCCCGACGGGGGUCUUCCACGGAAUACACCAAGUGUCGGGCAUUCCGGGCGCCAUGGACGUGGACAUGAACAACAACGGCAGCAACGCGCAUGCGCAUGCUGCUGGCGCCGUCUGCGUCUCCAACGACCGGCGUGGCAACUGGAUGGGCAGCUAUGCGCCCAUGGGCAUUCACAAUUCACUGCCGGCAGACGGGUAUGACAUGAGCAGCAAUCCGGUAACCCCGGAGCACAGCCUCAUGGCUGGACGGUACGGAUCACCGGCAGGGUCCCUAUGA
This is a messenger RNA of Metarhizium album ARSEF 1941, 1677 nucleotides long. Its product is annotated as Zinc finger, C2H2-like protein. The record is from RefSeq and is a predicted model, not a curated record. The transcript has 2 exons. NCBI's taxonomy places the organism in Eukaryota, Fungi, Ascomycota, Sordariomycetes, Hypocreales, Clavicipitaceae. The coding region runs from base 1 to 1677 and encodes 558 amino acids.